Messenger RNA from Panicum virgatum (switchgrass), 672 nucleotides. RefSeq names its product proline-rich receptor-like protein kinase PERK8. The coding region runs from base 1 to 672 and encodes 223 amino acids. The record is from RefSeq and is a predicted model, not a curated record. Lineage: Eukaryota; Viridiplantae; Streptophyta; Magnoliopsida; Poales; Poaceae. The transcript has a single exon.
AUGACCGGCGGCCCUCUCGCCGUCGCGCAUCUCCGCGCCCCCACCCUCCGGCGGCGGCAGCAGGCGCGCGCCUGCCCGACGUUGGCGGCGGCACCCGGUGCCUGCUGGCUGCCUCACUUCCCCGUCAAGAACGUGCCGCUGCUCCUGCCGCCGCCUGUGCCGCCUCUGACGCCCCACUCCACCCGAGCACGCCGCGCCCCGACGCCCACAACGCGAUGCACACUCGCCCCCAACCCUGCCGCAUGCGUGCCUCCGGCCGCGCCGGCCAGCUGCCCGCCCUACACAGCCUCCCUAACCCCUCCUCCCUCUCAAGGCAGCCCGACCUUCCUGCUCGCGCCCGCGCACCUCCGUCGCCUGCCAUUGACGCCGGCGAGCAGCCCCUACACGUCGCGCCCCCUCCUCCAACCUCCCUCCACCCUGGCCGACCACCGGAACCGACUCCCCACCUUCCACUCGACCUUCCCAAAGCCGUAUCCCCACUACUCCGGGGACUCCCCUCGCUGGAACGCCCUCGCCGCCGCUGCGCCGGAGUGCUGCUCCGUCGAGCUCCCCUCUUCGGCCAUCCCCGACCCCAAACCGACCCAUCAAGAAGUAGCUUGCAACCCCCUUGUGCUCCUCCACCCCUCCCCAACCGUCGGGGAGCCUCGCUGUCGCCGGAAUCCGGCUGUCUAG